Messenger RNA from Cololabis saira (Pacific saury), 3808 nucleotides. It is a transcript of the gene sema4e, whose product is annotated as semaphorin 4e. The transcript has 15 exons. Gene Ontology annotation, biological process: semaphorin-plexin signaling pathway; negative regulation of axon extension involved in axon guidance; neural crest cell migration. NCBI's taxonomy places the organism in Eukaryota, Metazoa, Chordata, Actinopteri, Beloniformes, Belonidae. The record is from RefSeq and is a predicted model, not a curated record. Gene Ontology annotation, molecular function: chemorepellent activity; semaphorin receptor binding. Bases 452 to 2779 code for a protein of 775 amino acids.
AACAAUGAAAACUUGAUCAGAUCAGAGGUCAGAGGCGUCUGCCGCCUCAACGGCAGCUUCACGAGGAAUAACACAAUAAAAAAGAAAAGAAAGAAAGAGAAAGAAGAAGUAGAAAAAUCAACCCAGCCCUUCGGAGCUCUUCCAGCGCGGGAGGUGAGGUCCCUGGUCCCCGGAGAGGAGCGGCGCUGGUGCUGCAGCAGCAGCCGCCGGAGGAGCGUCACCAGCGGCUACGAGCGGGAGUCUCAGCCGCAGACCUGCGUCUCCGCUCCGGUCUGUGCCAUCCGUCUCAUCAUGAACAGCCCGCUGAGUGGGGCCAGUAAAGGGACCAGUGCCCUACAGACAGAACAGACCUCAUCACGUCAUAGAUGCCACUCGCUGUCUUCCUCCCUGUAUGAGUGACCGUUUGGGAAACGAUAAAGCCUGAAUUCCUCUUAGAUAUAACAAAGGAACCAUGUGUCUACUGCGAUCCCUUUGUGUCUUUUGGCUUCUGCCCCUGACAUUAAUGCUUGAAGAGGACUCACAACUAGACUGUGUCCCACGCAGAACUGUGCCCUAUCAUAGUGACAAUGCUCUCCGGUUUCGAGAGGAGGGUGUUUUCAACUACUCCAGCAUGCUCCUGAGAGAAGACCUGGGCUUGUUGGUGCUGGGGUCCCGAGAGGCAGUGUUUGCGCUGGAUCUCAAAGACAUCUCCAAUAAAAUUGCCUCAGUUGAAUGGAAAGUGUCACAACAACAAGUGGAUGAUUGUAAACACAAAGGAAAAGAUCCAGAGACUGAGUGCAAAAACUAUAUCAGAAUCCUUCAUAAGAUGGAGGAUGGCAGGAUGUACGUGUGUGGAACCAAUGCUUUCGAUCCCGAAUGCAAAUACAUGUCUUAUGCAGGUGGAAGCCUAACGUUUGAGGGGGCUGCAGAGGAUGGAAAAGGGAAGUGUCCAUUUGAUCCUUUCCAGAAUUAUGCUUCCAUCAUGGUUGAUGACAGCCUCUACUCAGCCACCUCAAUGAACUUCCUGGGCUCUGAACCCGUCCUGAUGCGCAACUCCGAAGCGUCUCUACGGACUGAGUUUAAAAGUUCCUGGCUUAAUGAACCCAUCUUUGCCUCCAUGGCUCAUAUGCCAGAAAGUGAGCAGAGUGACGAUGGAGAUGAUGACAAGGUGUACCUCUUCUUCAGUGAGGCGGCUGUGGAAUGUGAUUGCUUUAACAAACUGGUGGUCUCCCGUGUGGCUCGUGUGUGCAAGGGGGAUCAAGGAGGUGAGAGGACUUUACAAAGGAAGUGGACGUCUUUCUUGAAGACCAGAAUGGAUUGUCCAGUACUGGAUUCCCAGCUGCCGUAUCUUAUCCAGGACUCGUAUCGCUGGUGUGAUCUCAGGCUGAACUGGAAAGACUGCAUUUUUUACACCAUCUUCACUCCACAAUCGGACACGUCUGACCUGUCUGCAGUGUGUGCGUACCGUGUGUCUGACAUCAGCAAAGUGUUUUCAAGCGGGAAGUACAAGACCCCAGUCCCCGUAGAAACCUCUUUUGUUAAGUGGGUGAUGUAUAGCGGAGAGGUUCCUGUCCCUCGGCCCGGAGCUUGUAUAAACAAUGAGGCCCGUAGUGAGGGCAUAACUCAGACUCUGGACCUCCCAGACCGAACACUUCAGUUUAUCAAAGAUAAGCCCCUCAUGGAUCAAGCUAUCCAGCCGAUAGGAGGGAGACCUGUGCUGAUGCGAAGGGGGGCGACAUUCACACGCAUCACAGUCACCCAAGUAGAAGAUGCAGAUGGAGAAAUGUCUCAUGUCAUGUUUAUAGGCACAGAGGCUGGCACAGUGCUGAAAGCUGUGAACUACGAUGGAGAGAUGUUCAUCAUUGAGGAAGUGCAUGUCUUCCAGUCUCCAGAGCCAAUAAAGAAUCUCAAGUUUUCCAAUGUCACGGGUCAGCUUUAUGCAGGCUCAGAUUUGGGAGCAGCACAGAUGCCGCUCGCUACCUGUGAGAGGUCCUUGACCUGUUGGGACUGUGUUCUAGCCAGAGAUCCAUACUGCGGCUGGGACAGCGUUGAUGGGAGAUGUGUUUUCCUUUCCUCUUCACAAAGACAACUAAUCCAAAGUGUGAAAAAAGUCGAUGUCUCCCUUUGCCCGCCGGUUGAGCGUACCGAGCCUGUGAUUCGGUCCAUCUGGCCCGGUGGUAACCUGAAGCUCAGCUGCCCUUCACCUUCCAACCUGGCAAAAGUCAGCUGGGAGCAGGACAAGAAAGCCCUGACGCCCUCCACUCGCCUGCAGCUUCAACAAGACGGACUGCUCAUUCUCAACGCUUCAGUUAACCAAGCUGGUCUCUACCGCUGCUUGAUUGUGGAGCACUUCAAAGAUAAAGAGUACACAACAGUUGGGGCCGAGUACCAGGUUCAGAUUGAUCCACGAGGGCCUGGCAAAGGUGGUGACGUAUUGAAUCCCCAGGCUCAGACCGAUGGCCCGUCUGUCGCUGGGCUGCAGGCUGGAGUUGGACUUCUUCUCAUUUUUCUUCUUGCCCUAUUGGGCUGGAACUUUUACAAAGGACACCUACCUCUGCCCUGCAUAAAGAAGAAGGAACAACAAUCCCAGCAGAAGCUUGACCGGGAAGCUCAAAGCUCCAAGGUUACUUACCGAGAUGGAGUCACGGCAGAGAAUAAGCACCUGGUGUCUGACACGCCGCACAGCGGCAGUAAUAACAACCACGCUGGUGGAGGAGGUCCUCUCCCCGACUCAGACAACGAUGGACCUGCCGUUAACCUACCGUCUAUGCAGUACAUUGAUGACGAGUCCGAAAUUUGAAAAUUAGACACCUCACUAUACCAGCAUACAAAUAUUUGGGUUAUCGUUUCUGUUUAUGUUAUACCUCCGUAACUAAAAGAGAACCUAAUUUCCAGAAGACGAAAUGUCAAAGAUUACUCACACUUCCAUAUUUUCAGCUUCAAAAUAACAAGACCUGCAGCGAAGGUUUGAGCAGCUUACCGGUACUAAAUGGGAACAGUAUAGCACUUCUUUAUGUGUCCCAGCUCCAAGGCUCUGAGAUUUUUGGGCUGUUUUGUGUGCACUUAACUUUGAUUUCAAAUAUUCUGUAUGCUUAGGAUGCGUGACUGGACGGGCCAAAUAUCUCCCAUGUUUUUUUUUGUCCAUUUUUUGUCCAUUAUGGAUUUUGAGCAGUGUUUAAGUUCAUAAUUCUGCUGUGGGAGCCACUUUUGUCCAGUUUCAGUUGUUUUACAGAAAGGUUUUUGUCUUUCAUUGCACAUACCAGUAUUCCUUUUGUAAAUAGAGGUUAAUGAGCUAAAAUCACUCAGGAUGCCCAAACUUUUGUUUGUGUUGUUAGCUGUUUAUUUCUUGACUUUAAAAAAAUGUAAAACAUUACAUUAAUCCUGACUGGAAAAAAAACUUUCACUGUGGGCAUCGUUGGAUGUAGAUGGGAAUGUUCCAGUCUUUUGUUUGUGAGCACAACUACUGCAUGUAUCAGUUAAUGUCUCAGUUGAGAUUAAAUCUGCACUUAAGAGCCAUUUACAGCAACAACAAAAAAAUCCACGUAAUUAAAAGUUUUGUUUUCAGAGUUCACUGUUGAGACUGAGCACAAGAAUAUGUAUAUUUGUGUCUUUAGUGCAAGUACAAGAUUUCUACUUUGCCUCUUGUUUUAUGUAUAAUUGUUAUUUUAAUGUCCAAGUGCAGUUACAAGUUGUUUUUUUUUUUCGUGAUUAAAAUUUAUAUAUUCUCACUCGGACUGUGCUAUAAAUGAAAAUGAGCAAUUUCUUUUUUCUAACAGCUAGUUUAAAAAACUUGUUUUUUUCCACAUUAAAAUGUGUUUUUUUAAAAUCC